Messenger RNA from Spirometra erinaceieuropaei, 375 nucleotides. The record is from the annotation of a GenBank genome assembly. NCBI's taxonomy places the organism in Eukaryota, Metazoa, Platyhelminthes, Cestoda, Diphyllobothriidea, Diphyllobothriidae.
AUGUCACCCAUCUGCCGCUCCCAACAUGCCCGCGCCGCCAACGCGCAUCGCAUGCACGAAUCGGUCUCGUCGGACACCCUCGGACCCAAUGUGCCAUCAACCCGACAGCGUCUCUCCCCUGCCGCAAACCCCGCGCUAACCGCCACCAUCCGCCCUGUCCCAACUACAUCGACCGCAGAGGCCAACACCGCCACCACCACCACUUCCCCCUCGAUAGGACGUCUGGUGUCCCAUCACCCACCCAUCCCCACCAACACUCCCACCUCCAGCGAUGUGGACCUGGUCCAUGCCUAUCCCCGUUGGGAUCGCACAUUGAUCUCACACAUCGGCCUGGCCGGCCACCUGCGAAUCCAUCACAUGCUGGCGAACCAGUGA